AUGGCUGAUCAUCUACUCGACCGAGACGUCCUCUUGCUUGACGGCGGCUUGGGGACGACGCUGGAGGAUGAACACGGGGUUCAGUUCUCGACCAAAACGCCGCUGUGGUCAUCCCACUUGCUCGUGGAAAAUCCAUCUCCGCUCCAGAGCGUACAAAGAGAUUUCGCCCGUGCAGGUGUCGACAUCAUUCUCACUGCGACUUACCAGGCUAGUUACCAUGGGUUCAGAAACACAAAGACCUCGAGCGACACUGGCAUCGAGCCAGAAGAGGCGAAGAAGUACAUGUGCUCUGCAGUCAGGAUCGCUCGGGAUGCGUUCAACGGUCGACCGGGUCUAGUGGCUUUAAGUCUGGGAGCCUAUGGUGCAACUAUGGUUCCUAGCACUGAGUAUAGCGGAGACUAUGGGGCAAUUAAAGAAGACAAUCUUUUCAAGUUUCAUAUGGAACGAAUAUCCGCGUUUACACAGGAUGAGGCGUGGAGAGAUAUUGAUCUCGUGGCUUUUGAGACUCUGCCCAGGCUCGACGAAGUGAGGACGGCAAGGAAGGUCAUGCGCGCCAUCACCGACAAGGAGUAUUGGAUCUCGUGUGUCUUUCCCAGCGACAAUGACAGGCUGCCCGACGGGACGGAGAUCAAGGACGUGGUGGCUGCCAUGCUCGAAGGCGAACGCAGGCCAUUCGCAAUCGGGCUCAACUGCACCAAGAUCUAUAAGGUGGCAGGAUUGGUUCGCGGAUUCGAGGACGCCGCAAGAUCCCUCUCGAUGGAGUUGCCUAGGCUGGUCUUGUAUCCUGACGGUGCUGGACGCAAGGUCUACGACACACAGCUGCAGAGAUGGGUGGGCGACGACAUCGAUAGCAGACCUUGGGACGAGCAAAUGCUCGAGAUUGUAAGUGAAGCCAGACAGCGAGGGGCGUGGAAAGGUAUCAUUGUCGGAGGAUGUUGCAAGACUACACCGGGACAUAUUGCAAACCUGAGGAGGAGGUUGGAUGAGAUGGAACAACAAAAGUUAUAG
This is a messenger RNA of Capronia coronata CBS 617.96, 1008 nucleotides long. RefSeq lists its product as uncharacterized. Gene Ontology annotation, molecular function: S-adenosylmethionine-homocysteine S-methyltransferase activity. Gene Ontology annotation, biological process: S-methylmethionine cycle. The coding region runs from base 1 to 1008 and encodes 335 amino acids. The transcript has a single exon. The record is from RefSeq and is a predicted model, not a curated record. Lineage: Eukaryota; Fungi; Ascomycota; Eurotiomycetes; Chaetothyriales; Herpotrichiellaceae.